CUGUGUAAAACCCUCUUUCAACGGUCACAAUAAUAAAAUCCUGUGUUAUUUAAACCCUUUCAACUAGUUUUUUUUGUAAUGUAGAGAUGGCUGUAAAAAUACAGAUUCAAAGCUGUUUGAAAUAUACAUCUGACUAAUUAAUCACCUGCAAGGAAGACGGUAUUUUUGCUUGAUCUCAUAAUAUUUACUAAUACUGUAUCUCGUUCAAUGUCAUCUCUACAUUGGAAAUUAUGAAAUUCUUUUCAGAAAUAAUUUGCAUAAUAUGUCUUAUUCAUAGUAUAAAAUCAGAUUGUGCAAAUCCUAAAGUUGAUACAGUCAAUGUUAAAACUGUUCUUUGGAGUCCCUCUGAUAGCUACAGAGUGUGUUGGAGUAAAUCAGAAGAGCUACUGCUCUAUGCACGACGUGUGGCUCAAGAUCUACUGCCCAAGAAAAUACCAAAAGAUUUGAGUCAAACAAUACAUUAUCUAGAAAUUAUCUGGGAAGCUAUUCAAAAAUUCAGUCCCAAACUUUCCAGUUCAAAAGAAAUUCUUCGUCCAGCAGUUGCUGAUGUUCUGGGAGGUUACCUUCAGUCCAUAGCGCUGCCAAUGGUAAAUGAGGGUUAUUAUGCUGGAGAUGUUGAUUAUGCUGUGGUGAAAGCAUUUUAUGAUCUGUUCCAUAGAGUAAAGGCUUACCUGGAUACAGAUGGCAGGGGUUGGCACAAACCCUGUGACAUGAAGGAAAUUCCCACAAGGGUGUCAUCGUUCGACUAUCACCUCAUCCCUGAGGAGUCAGACCGGUAUGCCUGUGACGAGCUGCAUUUACCUGACUCAGCAUGUCAAUCGUAUGAGACCACAACAUUCUGUGCCAAACUAAUUAGAAAAGUUGCUCCCCACCUCCACACUCCCACGCAGUGUCAUAUGGAAACAGAGUGGUUUCCUGGUUUCGGCAGUGUCAUGAGAAUUCUAGAAACUAUGCAUCAACAUGGUUUAACUCCAGGCGAGUCCCGUGGCCGUGACUAUGGUAUAAUGCACAAUGGUGCCAUUCACCGCCAUAGAUCCGGGACCGGGUUCCAUGGCUUCGGCAAAGCCAUAACCGACAUAGGCACAGGCGAGGGAUCUGGCCGCUUCUCAGCCUAUGGAAUCGUCUCUCACAUCAAGAGCUUGCCCUAUGUGGGAGACAUUGUUGAAUACGAUCCGAUUCUAGCGUUACUAGGAUUUUUCAUUAUUCUAGCUCUGCUUGUGUUUUGUCUCAAAAACUGCUGCAAGGACGAUGAAAAGAAGAAAGCUGGCUUAUGUAGUUCAAGUCGAACACCGCUUCUUUCAUUAUACUACAAAUGUCUUCAGACGAUUGGUAUGAAAGCCAGUUCUGAUGCAGAAAAUAGCAAGAGUGUAGAAACCGUAUCCUCACUGAAUGAUAACCAAAGCCGACCUUCAGCCACUGUUAACUCUGAAAGAGUGAUGUCGGCAUCAAUGCUUGAAGGAAGCUCAAGCUCAUCAAUAGCAUCAUCAGCCCCCAAAAGAAGCAGGAAGACUCCGUCCAGAAGAAGAAGGUCGACAAGAAAAGAGCGCAGAUCGAUUAGGAGAGACGAAAAAUCAAGAAAGGACGAGGAUAAAGACCACUUCUCAGUCAGGAGGUCCAUUAGGAAAAGAUAGGAACGAUCUGGAGAUAGAGAUAGAAAGAAAAUAGUGCCACAGCCAACAUCAAACCCUUCGCCAAAUGAAGGUUUUGUUGAUUAUUUCAAAAGGCAGUCUUAAGAUUAUCUAACUGGCAAUGGAAGCCUUGGCUCAUAAAAUGAAAUUCUGAUAGUGGAGAUAAAAAUGGAAGCAAAAUAAAGCAAGUUGAUUAUUUUGGAAAAUGCUUAGCUCUAGAGACGGAUGAUGAUAUUGCAACUAAAAUAUCAUAGCAGCUAAAUAAAAGGUGUACUUGCAAUCAACAAAUCAGCCUUCAAAUUAAUAAUUUCUUCAAAAUUGGCAACACUAAAUCAUAAACUACCAGCAUAGGAUUGUGUAUAAACAUAGUUCACAAGCAAAUGAUGAAACAAUAAAGAAAUCGUAAAUAUCAAAAUGUAAAUUCUUCACAUUCACUUUGAGCUGCUAAAUAAUGAAUUAAUUUGAAUAAGUUUGUGUAUGAAAUUAGCGAUAUAAUUUUGAGUGGAAAAUAGCAAAUUUACUUCUUGUAUG
Molecule: messenger RNA, 2159 nt
Organism: Nilaparvata lugens (brown planthopper)
Lineage: Eukaryota; Metazoa; Arthropoda; Insecta; Hemiptera; Delphacidae
Exons: 12
Coding region: 231-1631 (466 amino acids)
Source: RefSeq, a predicted model, not a curated record